GGUCCAGAAAUACAAGGGUACUUGAUUUUGUUUUAAUUGCUAAGCCACAAAGACCGCAAACAUGUCUCUGGAAGACAUCCACAUGAACACCGAGGAUUUGCUUGAAAAAAAACAAUUAGAUGCUGGAGGAUUUGGAACAAUUUCUUUAUGCUUCCACAAGACACAUGGAUAUGUAGUAUUAAAAAAAGUGUAUACAGGACCUCAGCGCACUGAAUACAACGCUUCCCUCCUCGAAGAAGGCAGGAUUAUGCGCAGACUGCAGCAUGACCGCGUGGUAAAACUACUAGGUAUAAUUUUGGAAGACGGAAACUACUCACUUGUGAUGGAGUAUGUGGACCGGGGGAACAUGAUGAAAGUGCUACAGAAACUCUCACUGCCCUUGUCAGUGAAAGGGCGUUUUGUGCUGGAGAUCACAGAAGGAAUGCUUUAUCUGCAUGAGCAAGGCUUCGUACACAAAGACCUAAAACCAGAAAACAUCCUUGUGGACACAGACUUCCACAUUAAGAUUGCAGAUCUCGGCGUUGCCUCCUUUAAGAACUGGAGUCGGCUGACCCAAGAAGAGACUGUCCGACAGAAGCAAAUCAACAGCGCUUGCCAGAACAACGCUGGGACGCUUUUCUACAUGGCCCCCGAGCAUUUACGCUGUCUUAACGUUAAACCUGUGGAGAAAUCCGAUGUUUACAGCUUCGGCAUCGUGAUCUGGGCAAUUUUUGCUAACAAAGAGCCCUACGAACAUGGUAUAAAUGAAGCCCAGAUUUGCUUUGGCAUCAUGAAUGGCAGCAGACCAGACAUAAAGGAGAUCACGGAUAAAUGUCCAGUGGAAAUUAUUGACUUAAUGAAGCAGUGCUGGGAGCAAGAGACGGAGAAACGGCCAACCUUUGCAGAAAUUAGUCAAAGAUACAAGCCAUUUUACUAUACAAAUCUAGGAGCAAAUAUUGAAGAUGAUCUGAAGGAGUUAAAAAAAGAAUGGCCUGAGUCAAGUGAACUGCUGGAUAGGAUGCAAUCCCUUCAAAUGGAUGCUGUAGCAGAAGAUCCCAGUAAUGGUCAAGGAGAUCAGCCUAAUUCUCUACACAGCUCUCAAGGUCCCAUCACCAGUCAGGCUGACGAAGCCCUGUUUGCUGCCUCGCCUCAGAACCAGCCUGUUGAGAGCUGCGAGACCUCAUUUACUGCUGCUGAUAUUCUAGAAAGAAAACUUCAGCAUGAAUACAACUACCAUGUGUUUGGGAGCCGGAUGGAUAAAGCAGUUCCACCUGUAGUGUACACCCCUGAAAUGAGAGAGGAAGAAAGGAGACGAAGAGUUUCCUACGAUCCAUUUGAAAAGCCAUCUCCUGCUCCUCAACGGAGUGAACUGUAUCCAAGAGCUGAAAAAACAGGAUCAAACACUAAUCCAUAUUUUUGGCCACAGGCAGCUGCAACAAUGCCGAAACGGGGAAACAUUGAUAGUUUUUACAGGCCAAACCCUAGCAGUCUUCCAGCGGGCAGCACAGAGGGUCUCUAUGGAUUGGGUUCAGCCGGUACCUUUAGCCUAAGUAAACCUCCUGUGCCUGAAUCUGGCGCACACCUGCAGUCGCAUACCAACGCAAACUGGUAUCCAAAGAACGGAGACACAGAUACAGGUAACAAGGAUUCCGCUUCUUUCACAAGGGGAACUUUUGCGUAUUGUUCUGGUGCAUCCAGACUAAGUGCAGAAGAUUCAAUCAAGUACAACAUAAGUAACAGUUCUGGAAUUCAAAUUGGAUCCCACAAUCACAUGAAGAUUGAUGAGCACAAUCAACACAUCAGCACUUCUCCAGCUGCUACACAAGCAACUUAUAUGCAUUAUGAAGCAAUGGGUAUAUUUGACAAUGCUACUGUCCUGACCGAGAAACAUCUGAAUCUAGUGAGAGAGAAGCUGGCUAAGCAGUGGAAGCACUGUGCUCGUAAGCUGGGCUUCUCUGAUCCCGAGAUUGACGAAAUCGAUCACGACUACGAACGAGAUGGACUGAAAGAAAAAGUUUACCAGAUGCUGCUGAAGUGGGUCAUGAGGGAAGGCUCCAAAGGUGCUACCAUUGGAAAGCUUGCCAAAGCCCUCUUUGGCUGCCGAAGACUGGAUCUCCUUACUAGUUUGAUGCAAAUCAACGAGGAAUAA
Molecule: messenger RNA, 2128 nt
Organism: Opisthocomus hoazin
Lineage: Eukaryota; Metazoa; Chordata; Aves; Opisthocomiformes; Opisthocomidae
Source: RefSeq, a predicted model, not a curated record